Molecule: messenger RNA, 3159 nt
Organism: Plasmodium inui San Antonio 1
Lineage: Eukaryota; Apicomplexa; Aconoidasida; Haemosporida; Plasmodiidae
Product: valyl-tRNA synthetase
Exons: 1
Coding region: 1-3159 (1052 amino acids)
Biological process (GO): valyl-tRNA aminoacylation
Cellular component (GO): cytosol
Molecular function (GO): ATP binding; aminoacyl-tRNA deacylase activity; valine-tRNA ligase activity
Source: RefSeq, a predicted model, not a curated record
AUGGAAGGAAAAAACAUAAAAGAAAAUUUGAAAAGCAUGAAAGAUGCGUAUGACCCCAAGGAGGUCGAGGCCAAGUGGUACUCCUUCUGGGAGCAGAAUGAUUAUUUCAAACCGAAAAAGGAGUUGCUAGGAGAUAAGCGUCCGAGUGACAAGUUCGUCAUUGUGUUGCCCCCACCAAAUGUGACAGGAACGUUACACAUUGGCCACACGUUAACCAUAGCCAUUCAGGAUUCCUUAGUUCGAUACAAGAGAAUGAAAAAUUUUUUAACCCUCUACGUGCCAGGGACAGACCACGCAGGGAUAGCAACACAGACCGUUGUGGAAAAAAUACUAUUUAAGAAGGAGCAAAAAAUACGACAAGAUUAUGGAAGAGAAGAGUUUGUGAAAAAGAUUUACGAAUGGAAGGAUCUCCAUGGAAAUAAAAUUAAUAAUCAAAUUAGGCGAAUCGGUGCGUCCGUUGAUUGGUCAAGGGAGUAUUUCACUAUGAACGAGAAAUUGUCCGCAGCUGUGAAGGAAGCAUUUAUAAGAUUUUAUGAUAGCGGAUUGAUUUAUAGAGACAACCGAUUGGUUGCCUGGUGCCCCCAUUUAAAGACGGCUCUCUCCGAUAUUGAGGUGAACCUUGAAGAAAUAAAGAAGCCAACAAAAAUUAAGAUCCCCUCAUUUGAUCACCUGGUCGAAGUUGGCGUAUUAUAUAAGUUCUUUUACCAAAUUAAGGACAGUGAAGAAAAAAUCGAAGUGGCAACAACGCGAAUUGAAACCAUGUUGGGAGAUGUUGCUGUGGCGGUGCAUCCAAAUGAUAAGAGGUAUGCUCACUUAGUGGGAAAAGAAAUUGUACACCCCUUCAUUCCGGACCGUAAAAUAACCAUCAUUGCGGAUGCCUAUGUCGACAUGGAAUACGGUACUGGAGCUGUGAAGAUAACGCCAGCUCAUGAUAAAAAUGACUACGAAAUGAUGAAGAGGCAUAAUUUGAAGUCCAUAAAUAUUUUUACCCGGGAUGGACAUAUUAACAGAAAUGGAGGCAAAUUAUUUGAAGGGAUGCACCGAUUUGAAUGUAGAUUUAAAAUCCAGGAAGAAUUAAAGAAGUUAAAUCUGCUCUCGGAUAAAAUUCCUAACUCGAUGUCUCUUCCUUUGUGUUCCAGAACAAAUGACAUCAUCGAGUAUAUGCUCAUACCACAGUGGUACGUAAACUGUAGUGAGCUCGGCAGACAAGCCAUUAACUGCGUGAAGGAGAAGCAACUCACAAUUAUUCCCCCGCAGCAUGUUAACACCUGGUUUUACUGGCUAGAAAAUGUGCACGAUUGGUGCAUAUCGAGGCAGCUAUGGUGGGGCCAUCGAAUUCCAGCCUACAAAAUUGUCAAAAAAGGGGAUCCGAGCGUCGAAGCGGAGGGGAGCCGUGAUAAUUCGAAUCAAUCAGAAGAGGCAGACCCCACUGGAGAGGAAGGUGUGGAAGCAGAGGAAAAGUGGGUUGUUGGCGGAUCCUACGAAGAGUGCAUGGAAAAGGCCAAAAAGAUGGUACCCCAAAAUGAGCAGUCCGAGUCUACGUUCGAGUUGGUACAAGAUGAAGACGUACUCGACACGUGGUUCUCUUCCGCCCUGGUUCCAUUCAGCUCUUUAGGAUGGCCAGAAAAGACGGAAGAUCUGGAACACUUCUUCCCGAACAGUAUUUUAGAGACGGGUCAGGAUAUUCUCUUCUUCUGGGUAGCUAGAAUGGUAAUGGUUUCGCUUCACCUUAUGAAGACACUCCCUUUUAAUACCAUUUACCUACAUGCAAUGAUUAGGGACUCCAAAGGGGAGAAGAUGAGUAAAAGCAAAGGAAACGUCGUGGACCCCUUGGACAUCAUCGAUGGAAUUAGCCUACAGGGAUUAAAUCAAAAAUUGUAUGAAGGAAAUUUACCCGAAAAAGAAAUCAAAAGAGCAUUAGAAUUGCAGAAAAAGGAGUUCCCCAAGGGAAUCCCAGAAUGUGGAACCGAUGCUCUACGAUUUGGUCUCCUAACCUAUCUGAAGCAGGGGAGAAAUGUGAACCUAGACAUCAAUAGAAUAAUUGGGUAUCGACAUUUUUGCAAUAAACUGUGGAAUGCUGUUAAGUUCUUUUUGAAGACGUUGCCAGAUAAUUACGACAAUUGUAACGUCCUUCUUUCCAAACCGGAUUAUGUGCAUUCGUUGCAGUGGGAAGAUAAGUGGAUUCUCCACCGGUUAAAUGUGUAUAUAAAAAGUGCCAAUGAAAGUUUUGAUACGUAUAACUUCUCCGAGGCAGCAUUCUCUGCGUACAACUUUUGGCUCUACGAUUUGUGCGAUGUGUACUUGGAGCUUAUCAAGGCCCGUCUUAAUGUUGAGUCCUCCGAACCAGAGAAGAAGGAAGAAGCCCCUAGUGAGGAAAAAAGGGAGGACGUAACAACCGGGGAGAGCCACAUCAAGGACAGCGUUUCCAUCAGCGAGGGGCAUCUUCUCACCGGUUCAACGGCACUCCAUGCUAACAAGACGCUACAUGCGUGUCUGGAUUAUGGACUGAGACUUUUGCACCCCAUUUCGCCCUUCAUAACGGAAGAGCUGUACCACAAGAUCGCAGCCGAGGGAUACAAAUUUGGAUCCAUUUCUGUAGCCCCCUACCCAGAGUACAUGCCUUCUUGGAAUGAUGAAACGGUUAACUCCGAAAUGAACAAAUUUAUGAGCAUUGUUAAGCAGUUCAGAUCGUUCAUUUCUAAUCUGGAAAUUCCUCCCAAGAUAAAACUCAAUUGUUACAUUUCUGCCAAGAAUCAGCAAGACGAAGGUUUUAUCUUAAAGGUAAAAAAUAAAAUACAGACAUUGGCCAAAUUGGGUACCCUCACGGUCAUUAAAUACAACGUGGAGGAACUUUCCGAUGAUCUCAUUGCUGAAAUAAAAAGAUGCCUCAAGGAUAUUGUAGCCAACCAGUUCAUUAUCUACGUGCAAUCCACUGAGGAGUACCUCAAGCCGCUACUGACGAAUAUGCAAAACAAGAAUAAGAAGCUCCAAACUUCUUUAGAUUCCUAUUUGAAAAAAACCAAUGAUCCUAACUAUGCGCAAAAAGUGCCUGAACAGGUCAGAAAUUUGUACGCGGAAAAAAUCGACGAGCUGAACGCGCAAAUUUUGGUCGUGUCCAACAUCAUUUCGGAGAUUAACGAAUGCUUAAAGAAUGCGUAA